Cydia pomonella (codling moth) is the source of this 1637-nucleotide messenger RNA. RefSeq lists its product as uncharacterized. The coding region runs from base 625 to 1398 and encodes 257 amino acids. The transcript has 2 exons. NCBI's taxonomy places the organism in Eukaryota, Metazoa, Arthropoda, Insecta, Lepidoptera, Tortricidae. The record is from RefSeq and is a predicted model, not a curated record.
GCGUACGGCCGAAACCCAAAUUAUCGUACGUGUACAACAAUUAUCGUACGCCUGGCAACACUGUAAUGCAAUGACAAUGAGGGCAAAAUGUCAUACAACGCGGUUUUUUGUUUUAUGGGUGCGUUCCUAAUGUGUAAAACAUUUGAAGAUAAAUAACAACAAAAAAUAAAAUGAUCUGGGGGCACGGCCGUGCCCCCGCCAAGACGAGACAAAGGGCAAAAGGCAGUGCAUAUCUUUUCUCGAUAUAGUCUGUUCGGAAAGAGAAGAGUUGUGGAAUGUAUUGGGCCCAAUACAUUCCACGACUCUUCUCUUUCUGCACAGACUUCUAUAAUGUGAGCAAUAAAAGGAUGUAGCUAUCUGUUAGAAUGUAAGGUAUAAUAUUUAUUAUUGUUUUAUUUUCACUAUGGUUAUAUCCCUGUUGGUUGUUAUGAUAAACAGAACGGUAAUGAUAGAAUAAGUACUAACUACCCUCAAAAAUAUUUACACAAAAAUCUCUUACCACGGAUUUACAUUUCAAAUCGUGGCUAGGCUUGCAGCUCGUCUCGUGUCUUGGCCACAGCUCGUAAGCUCCUUGGGCUAAACACAAGUUGUCACUAAAUAAGGAGUCUGUAAAUUACAACGAUCAUGAAAGAGUACAAACAACAGCUAGAGGGUGAGGCUGGGCAGGCAAACGGCAAAUCCCCGACCAAAAGUCUUGACGGGGUAGUUAUCGAAAUCCCAAGCUCAAGUCCACCACUUGAUGAUGAUAUCCACGAUCUUACCCAAAUUGAGGGUCAGUUACUUACCCAGAAUUCAAUGCCGCAAGAUGCACAGCCCGCUGGUCCAGUAAAAGAUAAAAGUGUAGUGAAAAAAGGACAAAUGACUAGCAAAUACAAAUCCAAAGAAGAUAAGAAGAAAGCUCGGGUAGCAAGAAGGAAAGCGAAUAAGGCUGCGUAUUGUUUCAAGCAUGGUAAAAAAGUGACAGUACUGGAGGAGAAAAAAGAUAUUGAAAGCAAGAGCGCGGAAGUUGCUAUAGAUCAGGCUCCAAAGAAGCCGAACCAAAGCACAGAUGGUCGUCGUAACUCUAUACGAAAAUGUCGACAUCUUGCCGUGGCCAUACGGCGGGACGACCGAGUCCCGAUAGAUAAGGAAUUAGCAAGGCUCAUACGUAAAAGGCUUACAGAUCUUAUAGGCGAAGAAGUUCAACGCAUCAUAAAAACCAAGAGUAGCGGAAGAGUAAUCAAAUUUCACAAGUCAGGACUGAUUCCAGCAGGUUUCUUCUUAGUAACACCUGCAACUGAAGAAGCUAGGGACUGGCUGCUAAGCCGAGAUUUUGGUCUGCUGGAAGGGAUAAAAGUAGUGGCAAAGAAGCUAGAAGGCAAAAAAAGCAGGCUAAGUCUAGUGUUCAAAAGGAAUUAGCGCUAACGCCUUUUCAGAAUACUGAAAGCCCUGAUUGCAAUCGUUAAAGUUAUUCGUAAUUAUCAAUUAUCUGUUAUUAAGUUCAUCAAAACUUUAACUUGGCAAAUCGUAUUAUCGUAUAGAAUUAGGAAGAUAAACCCACACGGUGUGGUGUAACAAGUAGUAAGUAAAAAAGAUCGAGAGGCUAAUUGCAACACAAUAGAAAGUACUACCAGCCACUAUUAUAUACUUACACACAA